Molecule: messenger RNA, 627 nt
Organism: Pistacia vera
Lineage: Eukaryota; Viridiplantae; Streptophyta; Magnoliopsida; Sapindales; Anacardiaceae
Exons: 1
Coding region: 1-627 (208 amino acids)
Source: RefSeq, a predicted model, not a curated record
AUGGUGGAAACUCCGACCUCCUCAACUAAAUCAAAUUCUUCCACACCAAUCCACACUUCCUUUGCCAUUAUCAAUAGUCGUUAUUUCCUCCACCAUGGAGAAAAUCCCAACCAAUCUCUCAUCACCGAAUUGCUCAAUGAAGAAAACUAUGCUACCUGGAGUCGAUCUGUCAAAAUAUCUCUCUAUGCCAAGAACAAACUUGGUUUCAUCAAUGGUAAAUUCAAGGCCCUGUCACCAACUGAGCAGCCUGAUGAAUAUGAAUUAUGGGAACGAUGCAAUGAUAUGAUUCUCUCAUGGCUCGCUCACUUUAUAGCCCCUGAUCUUACAUGCAGCAUUGUCUUUGCAUCCAUAGUCCAUGAAGUAUGGGAAGAUUUCCAUCAGCCCUUUGCUCAAGGAAACGCACCUAGAACUUAUCAAAUCCAAAAAUCAAUUGCCUCACAUGAGCAAGGUACUUCUAGUAUUGCUGUUUAUUUCACCAAAUUAAAAUCAUAUUGGGAUGAACUCUCUAUUUAUCGCCCUCCUUUAAGUAGCACACACCCAGAUGUGCAAGAGAUAGAGAAACAAAAAGAACAAGACCGGUUAAUGCAAUUCCUUAUAGGUCUCAAUGACUCCUACAAUGUCGUUUGA